This is a messenger RNA of Galendromus occidentalis (western predatory mite), 540 nucleotides long. Its product is annotated as divalent-cation tolerance protein CutA. The record is from RefSeq and is a predicted model, not a curated record. The coding region runs from base 1 to 456 and encodes 151 amino acids. Gene Ontology annotation, biological process: response to metal ion. Gene Ontology annotation, molecular function: copper ion binding. NCBI's taxonomy places the organism in Eukaryota, Metazoa, Arthropoda, Arachnida, Mesostigmata, Phytoseiidae. The transcript has 4 exons.
AUGCUGGACCGGCGUCUCUGUUGCACCCUCCUCAUCAUGCUCUCCUCGGUAUCCGCGGCCGUCGGGACGAUCGACAAAGGGAAGGAUUGCGCUGGCUCGGACGUUCGCGAUCUCACAACUACGUGUUCCGGGGAAUUCUCGAUUUCUUACGUGACGACCCCCAGCCAUGAGGUGGCUGAGAAGCUAGCCACCUCUUUGGUGGAAGCGCGUUUAGCUGCGUGCAUCAAUAUCAUCCCUAAAGUCACCUCUAUCUAUCGAUGGCAAGGGAAGAUCAACAAGGAUUCGGAGGCGCUGAUGAUGAUCAAGUCCCCGACUAAAUCCGUUCGGGAUCUGACGGAAUUCGUGAAAGCGAACCAUCCGUACGAGGUGUGCGAAGUGAUUUCGCUGCCGAUCGAGACCGGGAACAAGGAAUACCUGCAGUUUUUGCAUGACGCGACCGUAGGCAACAAACACUGACGCUUGAAGGGACCCCGAAGUCUCCCGGGGUCAUCUUACGUUGAAGCGAUGUGAUCAAUAAAGGCCUGCACGCGUCCAAUUCGA